CUUACAUUCUAAAUUAUGAAACCUGUUUGUGGAUCAGCAGAAAGUAAAUCUACAAAUGAUACCAGUAGAGACCAACCAACAGCUCCAGUAGUCUCAUCUACUACCACCAGUAAUGCAGAAAGUAAUUCAUCCACUUCUAAGCUUGAGGAAGAGCUUAAAGUUGCUUCUAGGCUACGAAAAUUUACAUUUAAUGAUCUGAAGUUGGCAACACGAAAUUUUAGGCCUGAGAGUCUUCUUGGAGAAGGUGGCUUUGGUUGUGUUUUCAAGGGCUGGAUAGAAGAAAAUGGAACUGCUCCUGUUAAACCUGGCACGGGGCUUACUGUUGCUGUUAAAACCCUUAACCAUGAUGGUCUUCAGGGCCAUAAAGAAUGGCUGGCUGAAGUGAAUUUUCUAGGUGAUCUCGUCCAUGUUAACUUGGUUAAAUUAAUUGGUUAUUGCAUUGAAGAUGAUCAAAGGCUGCUAGUAUAUGAGUUUAUGCCCCGGGGAAGCUUGGAGAACCACCUUUUCAGAAGGUCCUUGCCACUUCCAUGGUCCAUAAGAAUGAAAAUUGCACUAGGUGCUGCAAAAGGUCUUGCAUUUCUACACGAAGAAGCUGAAAGGCCUGUGAUUUAUCGUGAUUUCAAGACCUCCAACAUCCUAUUAGAUGCAGACUACAAUGCCAAGCUUUCCGAUUUCGGACUUGCGAAAGAUGGUCCUGAGGGAGAUAAAACCCAUGUAUCAACCCGUGUGAUGGGAACUUACGGCUAUGCAGCACCAGAGUACGUAAUGACUGGACAUCUUACAUCAAGGAGUGAUGUCUACAGUUUCGGUGUGGUUCUACUUGAAAUGCUGACUGGCAGGAGAUCUAUGGACAAGAACCGACCUAAUGGGGAACAUAAUCUUGUUGAGUGGGCUCGGCCACAUCUAGGAGAGAGAAGAAGAUUUUACAGAUUGAUUGACCCUCGUCUUGAAGGUCACUUUUCCAUCAAAGGUGCCCAGAAAGCUGCCCAGUUGGCUGCUCACUGCCUCAGUCGGGAUCCAAAAGCCAGGCCCCUCAUGAGUGAAGUUGUUGAAGUCUUGAAGCCUCUGCCCAAUCUUAAGGACAUGGCAAGCUCAUCAUAUUAUUUCCAGACCAUGCAAGCUGAGCGAAUAGGCUCGAGUCCCAAUACCAGAAACGGCUUGCGAAGUCAGGCCGGAUCACUUUCAAGAAAUGGGCAGAGAAGCCUUUCUAUACCGAAUGGUUCGCAUGCUUCUCCAUAUCACCAUCAGUAUCCCCAUCAAUCACCAAAACCCAAUGGCAAACAAUAGGAUUGGGUUGGUUCUCUCCUUUCUGACCCCAUUUUCUUCAUUUAUUUCUAUUCCCCCCUUUUUCACUCGGUAUAGAUGUAAUUUGUGUCAAAGCAUUUGUUCUUGGACAACUGAGAAAGCAACAGAAAAACGUGCUUUAUGUUGUGUUUUUGGAGUGUUGGCCUCCAAGUAGGGGAGAAUAUCAAGGCAGGUUAAGCUUACGGAGCAAAAUGUCUAAUGGCAACCAUAUGUUGCUUUAAUCUAUUUGGAAAUAUUAAGGAAAUGUUUUCCUCUCAUUCCCUCUUUCCAUUUUGCUGUCAGUUUGAUCUCUGGU
Molecule: messenger RNA, 1600 nt
Organism: Pistacia vera
Lineage: Eukaryota; Viridiplantae; Streptophyta; Magnoliopsida; Sapindales; Anacardiaceae
Product: probable serine/threonine-protein kinase PIX7
Exons: 5
Coding region: 16-1287 (423 amino acids)
Biological process (GO): protein phosphorylation
Molecular function (GO): ATP binding; protein kinase activity
Source: RefSeq, a predicted model, not a curated record